AGGGGUUCAGAGACACCUGGGUUCCUCUCUGGGGGUGACAUGGCAGGGACAGGCUGCCGGAGCAGUGGGGUCUCCAUCCUCCACCACAGGAUGUGGGUGCCCACAGGCUGUACCAAACCCAAGUUCACAUGUAGGACUGGAGCACUCCAUGCAGCCAGGGCUGGCCCUGCUUAUCAGCCCCAAGGGGCAGAUUUUGGUCCAGAGGCUUUGAGAGUCCUGACUGUCACCGGGGGUGGGUCAGGAUCCAGCUGUACACCACCGGGAGCUACUUGUGUCAGCUUUGGGGCUCCCAGCCCUGUGCCAUGGGAACAGCCCUGGGCUGGGGAGGGUUGCGUGGACAAGGGGAUGAGGCAGACCGGGGGCCUGGGCAUGUAGCCAGGAGAAGCCAAAGGCUCAAUCUGCCCCAGAUCCCUUGAGCUGCCUAAGCCCUGUCCCAGUGGGUUGCCAGCCAGCGGGGUGCACGUGCCCUGUGCUUCACACCAGCAGAUCCCGGGGAGGCCAGUUCCAGUCUGUGCCAUGGGAACCCACAUGGAGCCCCAAGGAAACCACUGGCAUGCUGUGCUUGGAGUGGCUGACAGCCAUCCCUGUGCCCUAGCUGGGUGUCGACGUCCUGCCAUACCCAGUGUCCCACCUCCAGCAGCACCAUGGCCACCCCAAGGUGUGUGGCUGUCCUGCCCAUGAAGGGACAGGGGGAAAAAGUGUCCCCACCUGUCCCAGCCAUCCUUGGGCACAGGGCUGGAGCAGCAGUGCCAUGUCAGGUGUCCAUGUCCAGUGCCUGGGAGCACCAUGGUGCCAGAGGCUCUUGUUUCAGGGUGCUGGCUCACCCCACCACAGUACCCUCUCACCCCGCUGGGGCGAGCCGGCAGUUCCUGCCCCACCGGCAACGCACACCGUAAUUAGCCCGGGCAGGGCGGAAGCAUCACUGAUAAUUGGCGGUGACUCGUUAGUGCUGGAGCGCCACAUGCCCAGGGCUCAGCAGGACUUUCCGGCAGGGCUGGUUGGCGGGACUGACUGGCAUCCCGGUGCACCGAUCGGAGUGCGGGGCCUGGCUGGCUCCCCAACACCAGAGUAGGGACAGGGUUGGGUGUGGGGUGUGGGGGCGAGCACUGUCAUCGCCUGCGCUUCGUGCUGCAGCACGCCCUUGUCUCGCCACCCCUUCCUAAAAGGCACUGCUUCAGGGUGCUGCUGGCACAGACGGUGAGAGCACUGGGACCAGGCAGAGGUGGGAAAAGGACGGGGGAUAAAGGGGUGCCAGGGGUUCCUUUUGCUGGCUGGGCUUUCCCCACGGGUCUCCUGUAGCACCCACGAGACCCCAUAGGAGGGGACUCGACCUGCGUUGUGCCCUCGCAGGGCAGGUGCCCACAGCACCAUGAACCGGAUCACAGUGUACGAGCGUGCCAACUUUGAGGGGCUGAGCCGGGAGUUCACCUGCGACGUGCCUGACUUGCAUGAGCUGGAUUUUGGGAACUGCAUUGCCUCCCUGAAAGUAGUGGGGCAGCCCUGGAUCGCCUACACAGAUGCCAAGUAUGAGGGGGAGCCGCAUGCCUUUGAGGAGGGUGAGUACCCCUCCGUGGAGCGGCCCAACAGCUUCUCGGCACUGCGCCUCGUUCACCACGACCUGGGGGACCCACAGAUCACCCUCUAUGAGCACCCCAACUUCCAAGGCGCCUUCAAGGUGGUGACAGAGGAGACCAACUUGGCGUAUGGAUACUUUAACGACCGGGUGGCCUCCCACGUGGUGCAGCGAGGUGUCUGGCUGCUCUACCAGAACCCCGGCCGGGGUGGCUGGCACUGCCUGGCAUGGCCUGGGGAGCAUCUCGCCGACUACAAACUGGAGCUGAACUUCCAGGAUCGGCUGUCCCACCUGCGCCCACUGCGGCCUGGGAGGCCCCUGGUCUCGGCACGUCUUCUUUGGGAGCAGAAGCGGGUGGAGGAGGAGCGGGAGGUGCUAGUGGAUGAGAUUGAGGGGGUGAACGAGACAGAGUCGGAGCAGGCACUGGCAGCCAGCAGCAGCCGGGAGUACGGCACCACACUCUGGCAGAGCUUCCACUUCAGCAAUGCCACCAGCCUCAAAGCCGGGCUCUCCUUCACGCUGACUGUGGAAGCCUCCAACAUCUUCACAGUGCAGAAAGGGCACAGCGAGUCCAGCACCCGCCGGCAGCGCGUGGAGGUGCAGCUGCCGGCCAAGAUCCCCCCACGCACAGCACUCAGCAUCCAGGUCCUGCGGAAGGAGGUGACACUCUCCGUCCCGGUUCUGCUCACCAUCACCCAGAACGAGGCCGUUCGGACGGAGAUGGGCGAGUACCGGAGCAUAUCAGGGACCAACGUCAGUGCUCGCUACAGCUUGAAGCCACUGCCAGCCUCGGGCAGGGAGCAGGCAGCCACCGAGGGGACAAAAACAGUGCCCGGCACCAGGAUGGAGCCGUAGCUCUGUGCUGGGGCCGGCCAACGGCUCUGUUCCCUCUGUGGCGUUGGACCCCCUUCUGUCCAGUGAUUCUGGCUGGCAGGACCUGCCAGUGCCUCCUCCCAGCCAGUGUUUCC
Messenger RNA from Neopelma chrysocephalum (saffron-crested tyrant-manakin), 2541 nucleotides. RefSeq names its product epidermal differentiation-specific protein-like. The coding region runs from base 1370 to 2428 and encodes 352 amino acids. Gene Ontology annotation, molecular function: structural constituent of eye lens. The transcript has a single exon. The record is from RefSeq and is a predicted model, not a curated record. NCBI's taxonomy places the organism in Eukaryota, Metazoa, Chordata, Aves, Passeriformes, Pipridae. Gene Ontology annotation, biological process: lens development in camera-type eye; visual perception.